CAGUGAUCGAGUUUUAAUAUAUUUUGAUUGUAACAAGGAUUUGUAUACUGAUUGAUCUGCAACAACGAGGAAUAGAUUUUUAAUAAGAAUUUCCUCCACAAUUCUACACACUUUUACUUGGUGGUCUAUGAGUUACCAUGGCAACAMUGAAGCACUUCAAAGUGUACCACUCCAUAGCUACAAUGACGAUAUCAUAAGCCYCGAAAGUGGAGGGCAGAAUYCCGCGGGACAAGAGCAUGGACCAGAGGAUCAAGMCAAYMCAUCAUCACCUUAUGUUCGCUUUCAGCAAGAAAUUCGUCAAAGUUUGUGUCAGCUUUGCCGUGAAAUUCAAACAAGGAUYUAUCGAUCUAUAACGAUACGAGGACUACCGAGAUUAUUUCUUCUUCGACGACUAUUUUGUUUGUAUUGGAUUCUUGUAGUAUGUCUCUUAAUAUUUCUAAAACUUUAUUUUCCACUGUACCUAACAAGCACUGUUAGYAGAAACACUUUGGAAGAAUUCCGUKKAGACUGGUGCCGGGUACGGACUUCACGGAAUGAUUGGCGAUCUUUACUGGCGCCGUGUCAGCAUGCAACACAAUGGCAACGUUACCCUGGGGGGUGGUCUAAGGUUAAUAAUACAGAUCCGGACUUGAGUUAUGUGUCRUUAAUGAGUAUUAAGGAAGCGGGGGAUUUUAGUCGAUUUAGUAUACAAACACAGACUUCGGACGGUCGCAUUAAGCAUAUUGGAGGUGACUCGUGGCGGGUAUUUAUCCAYGGUCCCUCUUCAUUCGCACCGACAAUCAUCGACCACAAUAAUGGAACAUACGAGGUAUUGUUUCUCGUCAUGGAACCCGGAGAYUAUACGGCAAAUGUGGUACUUGACUAUACACUUUGCGAGGGCUACAAAGAYCCACCGGAGAAGUGGUUUAUAGCCGGAAAUAUCCACGGGGCAGCGCAACCGCCAGGGAUUUUGGGUACACAWCGUCAUUUUCUGAAYCAGCCAUUAUGGCAAGGCUCACCGCUGACYUUUCAUGUACCGCAGGCUCGUGGUCCAUUGAGAAAGGAUGAAUUUCUUAGCUACGGUUUUGGCAGUGCGUUAUCUUGUGGAGAACAUUGCAACUCGUGGUUAUUGGAUGGUUAUGGACGCUGGACGAAUGGAACGUGGGUACCUUAUAUACCAGAUAAUCUACUGUCGAACAAUGCCUUCCUCAGACGAGAGGGAGUCCUGUGGAUAUACGGAGACUCGAAUGCUUUACGUCUGCACAAWUCAAUCCAGAACCGCAACCUUUGCACGUCAAUCUUCAAAAGCUGCGGCUCCACCUACAACUGGAUUUACACCGUGAAAAAUUCCACUGUCGAAAAACACUGGCAUGAUCUUCGCGACUUUGACGUCGAAAGAGUUAUGGAGGAACUGAAGUCUGUUCUCUUCAAACCUGAAUUGAACAACACAAAAAGCGUGCUGAUUUUGAACUUUGGUUUGCAUUUUAUUUCCGCAAUUCCGUUUGAAAGUUUUCAGAAGCUAAUAAAUAGAACAGUUGAAGUUUUUCAUGAAAUUAAGGAAGGACUAAACGGAUCUGACCGUUUCCAUGGUGACUUGAUAUGGAAAUCAACAACAUCUAUGAAYAGAGAGAAGAUCCCUAAUCCGCAUUAUAAUGGACGGAGGUUUAUGACCCAUCAGAGAGUCCUUUUAUUCAAUUCAUACGCAUCGUGGGCGAUGUGCCGGGCUGGUAUCAAGAUCCUGGAUGUCUACCCGAUAUCUGCAUCGUUUCCKGGGGGUACCGGAUCCCCGAGAAAUGUUGAGGACAGUGUGCAUUUUAAAAACUGCGUGUUUGACUCUGUGAUCACGGCAUUAGAGAACUACUAUGGWAGCAGGGUGUAUUUUGAACAGUUUGGUAAUUCUUGUUAUUUAAUCUCMCGACCUGGGCAUCUGUAAUAUUUGAAGUACAUGAAUGGUCAAUUAUGCAUGAGGCAUUUGCAUUUACAUUAAACAUGACAAUUUUUGUAGAAAAUUAAAAGGAAAGGAGUUCGCCUCUUUCAGACAUGAACAAGAAACCACCUUGAGAGUCACCACUCGUUCAACUUUAUUCCACUCGCGCGUCCCAAAUCUUCCAGUAACGUCCCAAACAAAAGACUCUGAAUUUCCCAAGUAUUAUUUCUGUUGUUUUUUUUCAUAAAAAAAAUGGAGUUUUAAAUUCGACAGGUGUGAUUCGGAGUCAAUCAUGAAGACAAUCAUGAAGACAUUUUUUUUAUUUCUAUUAUUCUUCUAUUCAGUACCACCAGUGAGACUUUAAAAACAAUAUGGAGACUAUCUGAAUGUUUGUUGUCUGGUUUCCUUGGCUUCAUCGAAAAGCUGUYUAUACUCGAACAGUCGAAUUCUACUGUUCAACUCCGCUUUUGUUUCUAAGCACUCGUCCACCGAAUAAAUCAAUGUGCACGUAAUUACUGUUAAACAAUGGAGUUUGAAUCGGGCAUAUUAAUUAUUAAAUUGUUUUCGUUUGAAAUAAGAAUACUUUCAAUUAAACAGAUACGCGUUUCCAUUGAAAAUAAAAGAUCUUUAUUUGUUUUUUUGUUUUCUUUUUGUUUGCAGACUAUUACAAUGUGAUACUGAUAGUUUGUAUUGCUGAAUUAAGUUCGGAACUUUCACUGCAUGGUUCCACUCGAAAAGCGCAUUUUAAUUUAAAAUAGCGUUUCAACUAUAAUGUACGUAUACAGUUUUUUGCAUAUAGUAUAAUAAA
This is a messenger RNA of Exaiptasia diaphana, 2714 nucleotides long. RefSeq lists its product as uncharacterized. The coding region runs from base 128 to 1912 and encodes 594 amino acids. NCBI's taxonomy places the organism in Eukaryota, Metazoa, Cnidaria, Anthozoa, Actiniaria, Aiptasiidae. The transcript has 7 exons. The record is from RefSeq and is a predicted model, not a curated record. Gene Ontology annotation, molecular function: protein binding.